Trichechus manatus latirostris (Florida manatee) is the source of this 4480-nucleotide messenger RNA. It is a transcript of the gene LNX2, whose product is annotated as ligand of numb-protein X 2. NCBI's taxonomy places the organism in Eukaryota, Metazoa, Chordata, Mammalia, Sirenia, Trichechidae. Bases 318 to 2384 code for a protein of 688 amino acids. The record is from RefSeq and is a predicted model, not a curated record. Gene Ontology annotation, molecular function: protein binding; ubiquitin-protein transferase activity. The transcript is spliced from 10 exons.
AGGGGCGGUUGAGAAGUAAAGUCUUGGCGAGAGUUUGGUUCUUGCCAGGAAAUCCGCGGUGGCGGCUGGAGGCGGCGGCCACUGUGGCGGUUCCCGGCGGAGCGGAGCCGGGCUCUCUUCCCGCUCCCUCAGCGGGCCACGGAGAGCGGGAGCCCGCGCGGGGCUGAGGCGCCGGGAGCCAAGCGCGCCGAGCACCCGAGCUUCCCAAAAAGCAGACCGUGAUUUUAGUCAAAUACGUCACCAUCUAUUAAAGGAAACAAAAUCUUAAGAGCAAGUCUAACGUAUGAGGAAACAGAAGCUGCUUCAGCUGAUUGAAAAUGGGAACCACAAGCGAUGAGAUAGUUUCUGUGGAACAGCCCUCAUCCUCCUUAAAUCCUCUGUGUUUUGAGUGUGGCCAGCAGCACUGGACAAAAGAAAAUCACUUAUACAAUUACCAGAAUGAGGUGGAUGACGACCUAGUCUGCCAUAUUUGCCUUCAGCCUCUGUUGCAGCCCCUGGAUACCCCCUGCGGACACACAUUCUGCUACAAGUGCCUCAGAAACUUUUUACAGGAGAAAGACUUCUGUCCCCUGGACCGGAAGAGACUUCAUUUUAAGUUGUGUAAGAAAUCUAGUAUUCUUGUCCAUAAACUUCUAGACAAAUUAUUAGUUCUGUGCCCAUUUGCUUCAGUGUGCCAGGAUGUUAUGCAGCGCUGUGACCUGGAGGCACAUCUUAAAAACAGGUGUCCUGGAGCUUCUCAUUGGAGAGUUGCCCUAGAGAAAAGGAAAACUAGUAAAACUCAGACAGAGAUUGAGAAUGAAAAUGGACCCACCACACUAGACCCACCAGGUACUGUGUCACCAGAAGCCGACUGUCUGGGGACAGGAACAGUGCCAGCGGAGCAGAACCUGACACCUGUACCUCUCCCUGCCUGGCCCGAGGAGCCUGGCCUUGACAACCCCGCCUUCGAAGAGAGCACUGGAGCGGAUACCGCACAACAGCCGCUUAGUUUACCAGAAGGAGAAAUUACCACAAUUGAAAUUCACCGGUCUAAUCCUUAUAUUCAGUUAGGAAUCAGCAUCGUGGGUGGCAAUGAAACGCCACUGAUUAACAUUGUUAUCCAGGAAGUCUACCGGGAUGGGAUAAUCGCCAGAGAUGGAAGACUCCUUGCUGGAGACCAGAUCCUUCAGGUCAACAGCUAUGAUAUUAGCAAUGUGUCCCAUAACUACGCUAGAGCUGUGCUUUCCCAGCCCUGCAGCACCCUGCACCUCACUGUGCUUAGAGAGAGGCGCUUUGGCAGCCGUGCCUCUGGCCAUUCAGAUAAUAACUCCCCACGAGAAGAGAUUUUCCACGUGGUUCUUCAUAAGCGGGACUCUAAUGAACAGCUUGGCAUUAAAUUAGUGCGAAGAACAGAUGAGCCGGGUGUGUUUAUCCUUGACCUGCUGGAAGGGGGGUUGGCUGCACAGGACGGACGGCUGAACAGCAAUGACAGGGUGCUCGCCAUCAAUGGACACGACCUGAAGCAUGGAACACCUGAGCUUGCUGCCCAGAUUAUACAGGCUAGUGGAGAGAGGGUGAAUUUAACCAUUGCCAGGACCGGGAAACCGCCACCUGGUAGCGCUAACCGAGAAGCAGGAACUCCGAGCGGCAACCAGCACCACUCUCAGCAGCUGUGUCACACCAGACCCAGCUCCCAUAAGGAUCUUACCCAAUGUGUUACAUGCCAAGAAAAACACAUUACUGUAAAGAAGGAGCCACAUGAGUCCCUUGGAAUGACGGUAGCUGGAGGCAGAGGAAGUAAGAGUGGCGAACUGCCCAUCUUCGUGACCAGUGUGCCACCCCAUGGCUGUCUUGCACGAGAUGGCAGAAUUAAGCGAGGUGAUGUGUUGCUGAAUAUCAAUGGCAUUGACUUGACCAAUUUAAGUCACAGUGAGGCCGUUGCUAUGCUGAAAGCCAGCGCUGCUUCCCCGGCUGUUGUCCUUAAAGCACUUGAGGUCCAGGUUGUGGAGGAGCCUGCCCAGACCACCGAAGAGCAGCCAAGCACUUUCAGUGAAAACGAAUAUGAUGCCAGUUGGUCCCCAUCCUGGAUCAUGUGGCUCGGGCUUCCAGGUGCCCUUCAUAGCUGCCAUGAUAUAGUUUUAAGAAGAAGCUACUUGGGAAGUUGGGGCUUUAGUAUUGUUGGUGGAUAUGAAGAGAACCACACCAAUCAACCUUUCUUCAUUAAAACUAUUGUCCUGGGGACACCUGCUUAUUAUGAUGGAAGAUUAAAAUGUGGAGACAUGAUUGUAGCCGUAAAUGGCCUGUCAACGGUGGGCAUGAGCCAUUCUGCGUUAGUCCCCAUGCUGAAGGAGCAGAGGAACAAAGUAACUCUGACCGUUAUUUGUUGGCCUGGAAGCCUUGUAUAGACUUUUGAAACUGGUUUUGAGUCAAGCAUCUUCCUUUAUGAAAAAAAACCCUUUGGUUCCAUUGUGUUUCUGGUUGGUGGGAGCUACUGACACAGCUGGUAUAUGCAGGGCCAAAAACCACUAAGAUUGUCCCUAUUAUUUAAACAGUUUCCCUCAAGUUAGUCACAUUUCUUUGAGCUUGGACACAGUCUUCCACUAACCCUUGUGAAUUUACAUUUUCAGAAUUCAGGCUGUCAGUUGUAGGAAUGUUACCUGUACUAAUGAGCAAAGCCUACCCACACUGUGACAGAGCUAGCCGGGCCACAGGACUGCUGGUGGUGGCUCUUUGUUUUCAAAAACAGAAUCAUAAAGUGAGUCAUACAGCUGCCAGGGCUGGCGUUAGUGCAGGCAAUAAACCAGUGCCAUGAAUGGCUACAUUUUAAAUUUGGGUGAUAACCAUUUUCUGUUUUUCAUUGGUACCAACAUUUCAAAAAUCCAUCAUAUUUAUAAAGUGAUUUUUCUGGUUUAUUUUGCUUCUUCUUUAAUAUCUUGGUAUUCAUAGGUGAUGAAGACUUGGCACUUAACACUGCUGAACAGAUUAUGAAAAAAUAAUUUACCAUUAUUAGAAUAGUAGAGAAUAAAAGAUAAUGUUACCCAGUGACAAAAAAUAAUUUGUAAGGUAAUUAUAGUUUAGCACCAGAGAUGGUAAAAGCUGCAUUUACUUGAACAGGUUAUAGCAUUAAAGAUUCAUUUCCAAAGGAAUGUUUGCUUACAUAGGAAAAUUUCGAAACAGUUGUUGCUAAAAAUCAUUUCUAGAGUUUGUAUUAUAUGUAUAUCAACAGUCUUGGCUGGAAAUGUUUGUGUGAUUUAUGCAAUUAAACUAGAUGAUUAAAAUAAAACCAUACUGCUAUUAAAUAUAUACUCGUGUAUCACAGCCAAGUAAGAGAAGGAGACCUUCUCAUUUUAUUCUGAUAGAGUUUUGGGGUUUCUUAUUUUCCCCAUUAUUUCUUCUCUUAUGAACUUAAUGAUUUCAUGUAAGAGACUGACAAGUUUUUUGUUUGUUUUUUAUCUGAAAUAGUAGGUUUUAGGUGUUAAUAUCUUUUAGUCAGCUCUUUGUCACGAGACUAUUUGAUAUUUUUUUUAAUGCCUUUUAAAACUAUGAUCAGCCCGUUUUGUUUGUUCUUUAUUCUACAUGGUUGUCCUUUGGAACAACAUAGAGUGAACAUGAGGAAAAUAGCAUUACCUUAUCAAUAUUAUGCAUACUUGAAAAAAGUUUCCUUUAGAAACCUAGUUCAGAAUCUGAGCUAAUUUACAAGUGACCUCUGUAAUAAAUGGUAUUGAUUAUCAGAGAAUGUAUUUCAAAACACUGCAGUCUAUUAUGACGCAUGACUACUUUAUUUGCAAACUUAGCAAUGGCAUUGCUGGGGUUUAUUAUAUCUGUAGCAUGUCACUGAAUAUCCCGGUUAGUUUUAUAAUGUUUUUCUUUUUAAACAUACCUCUUUUGAAUAGGUAAAUUGCUAUUGACUUGUUCAACCCCUUAGCUCUACUAAGGGUCAGCAUAUAACCAGGAUACAGUGGAAUGCCCCAUACAGUAUAUUACUGUUAGGUGAUGAUUGUCUCUUGAAGCAAUUUGAUAUUUAAAUGCUUUGGUAUUCUAAUUGACAUGGAACAAGUUUUUUUUUUUUCCCUGUUCCCCAAAUAAAAUUUUGUAACCUACUUUGCUAUUUUUUAAACCUUUUAUAAGAAUGUAUCAUUUAUUGGGGAGUGACCAUCCAUCAGCAAAUAUUCUAACUGCUACUUUGCUUAUAUAAAAUACUUCUAUUGAACCCUGGUAUAACAAGUAUUUUGAAAGAAGAAAUUUUUUUUUAAAUAUUAUUUUUAUCAUGGAAACCUUGGAAUCAGCUUAAGUUACAGGUUUUAUUAGCAAACUACAAUCAUAGCUUUUGGUCAGAAUGAUAUUUAGUGAUGGAAACUUGUUUAUAAUUUAUUGUUACUAUCAAAAUCUUUGAAUUUUCUCAUUUUAAGCAUUUACAGUUAAAUAUUUUGAUUUGUUCUGUGCCUCCAGUUUAAAUUAUUUCAGGAUUUUUCAUAUGUGUUUAAAUAAUGAUGUGAUAAUC